AUGCAUGUCCUGUUCUUGGCAGAUAUUGCAAGGAAGUUUAUGCUUGAUUGGCCAAAGAGGUUCAACAUAAUCAAAGGGGUAGCUAGAGGACUUAUGUAUCUCCACCAAGAUUCGAGAACGACUAUAAUCCAUAGAGACCUCAAGCCAAGCAACAUCCUGCUAGACGUGGAGAUGAACCCAAAAAUAUCAGAUUUUGGAAUGGCAAGGAUCUUUGGGGGCAACGAACAACAAGAAAGUACCAGACGAGUUGUUGGCAUGUACUCAAAAUUUUCAAACAACGGGUACAUGUCGCCUGAGUAUGCGAUGGAGGGCAUUUUUUCCGUCAAGUCGGACACCUACAGCUUUGGUAUUUUGCUACUAGAGAUUGUAAGUGGAUUAAAGAUCAGUUCACCACAUCAUCUUGUGAUGGACUUUUCAAAUCUCAUAUCAUUUGCAUGGAACUUGUGGGCAGAUGGCAAAGUGGAGGAUUUCGUGGACCUAGCCGUCACGGAGAGCUACUCGCUUGAUGAAGUGUCCAAGUGCAUCCAUGUUGGGCUCUUGUGUGUCCAGGAUAGCUCCGGUGCUAGGCCUCACAUGUCAUCCGUUGUGUCCAUGCUCGACAGUGAAGCCAUGCCUCGCGCAGCGCCGAGGCAACCUAUGUAUUUCGCGCAGAUAAAUUACGAAACCAGUGAUGCGACAGAAGACCUGGAAAACUCUGCCAAUGGCGUGAGCCUUACGGCACUAGAAGGACGAUAACUUGCUCAUGUAACUGUGUCAUUCCUACUAGCUAUUAAGAUUUACUUAUAUUUGAA
Triticum dicoccoides is the source of this 791-nucleotide messenger RNA. RefSeq names its product cysteine-rich receptor-like protein kinase 5. The coding region runs from base 1 to 735 and encodes 244 amino acids. The transcript has 3 exons. Gene Ontology annotation, biological process: protein phosphorylation. Lineage: Eukaryota; Viridiplantae; Streptophyta; Magnoliopsida; Poales; Poaceae. The record is from RefSeq and is a predicted model, not a curated record. Gene Ontology annotation, molecular function: protein kinase activity; ATP binding.